CAUUCUGCUGAUUUGCUAGACCCAGCGCUGGCUGGACACGCUGAAUGUAAAUCUGGCCGCAAACAACGUCUCAUUCUUUCUCUGUGUGGCUGUGAACCCAGCGAGGUGAGCUUGGCACAGGCGCUGGACUGUCUAGCUUUGAGCGCAGUUUGCAGACACACUGCGAGGGAGCCGUGCUGGAAUAUUAUAUUCAGAGGUGAAGUCAGAACCGAAGGAGAAAGGGCGAAACCUUCCUACAUCCUGAGCUUUUCUUCUGUCUCUCUCUCUCUCUCUCUCUCUCUCUGGACGCAAAGACUUGGGCAAAAUGGUUUUCCCGAAAUCCCAGUGACUGCGAUGUCAGCAUCUCUCAUCUACCGCUUGUGGAACACAGACUGAAGAAAUACACGUACUGCGAGGAGGGACAAAACACGUUAUUCGGGUCAAGUGUUUUUCUCUUCGAGGGAGCAGCCGUUCACUCACGGCGCACUGGAUUCAAGUAACACCCGCCCCUGGCAGCUGAAGAUGACGUUACUAUGGAAACAGUUUUUGCUGCUAUCAAUCAUGGAGUAUCUUGCAGAGUGUCUGGAUUAUAAGUCUUUUAAUGGCCCGAAAUGGCGAAUGGAGCCCAGUGAUCUGACAGUGGGUUCACUGGAGGAAGAGGCUACGCUGACCUGUGACGCAAAAGGCAUUCCUACCCCUCAGUACAGGUGGUCUCUGAACGGCACAUUGAUUAAUCUCAGUACUGAUUCCCGUCGGCGGCUAUCUGGGGGGAAUUUGGUCAUUAGAAGUCUGGACCGGGCCCAGGAUGGAGGAAUAUACCAGUGCACUGCCUUCAACCCACAGGGAGCAAUUCUUAGCAGAAGAUCUAGCCUCCAGUUUGCAUACUUGAAUUUAAAAACUCAAACAAAAAGCGCUGUCUCUGUGCGAGAAGGCCAGGGGGUUGUUUUACUUUGUGGUACACCAUCAUAUGCAGGAGAUCUCUCAUUUGCAUGGGUCUUUAACGAGUACCCUUACUUUGUUCAGCAAGACAAUCGUCGCUUUGUCUCUCAGGAGACGGGAAACCUUUACAUCGCCAAAGUGGAGCCUUCGGAUGUGGGUAACUACACGUGCGUGGUGGUAAACCGCAUCACUAAAGGCAAAGUCCUCAGCUCCCCGACCCCUCUGGUACUACGAACGGAUGGCGUAAUGGGUGAAUAUGAGCCGAAAAUAGAGGUUCAUUUCUCUGACAUGGUUCCGGCUGCAAAGGGAUCAGUUGUGACACUGGAGUGUUUUGCUUUGGGGAACCCAGUUCCAGAGAUAACGUGGAGGAGAGCGAAUGGAGUGCCGUUUCCCAGCAAGGUGAAGAUGAAGAACUCAAAUGUAGUCCUGGAGAUUCCCAGUUUCCAGCAGGAGGACGCCGGAGGCUAUGAAUGUGUGGCAGAGAAUAAAAUGGGAAAAAACACUGUGCAAGGACGACUGUCUUUCCACGCAAAACCUCAGUGGGUUCAGACGAUGCGAGACAACGCUUUGUCAAUUGAUGAGAGAUUGUUUUGGGAGUGUAAGGCCAAUGGCAAGCCCAAGCCUUCAUACAGCUGGCUGAAGAAUGGAGAACUGCUGGCAGCCGAGGACAGGAUACAGAUCGAGAACGGAGCCCUGACAAUCAGCUCUGUAAACCUCUCCGACGCUGGCAUGUAUCAGUGCGUCGCUGAGAACAAACACGGAAUCAUUUAUUUUGGUGCUGAGCUGGUGGUGUUGGCCUCGCCCCCAGACUUUUCCAGAAGCCCCCUCAGAGCUCUGCUUAAAGCCAAGACGGGCAGCACAGUCACCAUGGAGUGCAGACCGCAGGCCUUUCCCACAGCAGCCAGCCUGUGGAGGAAAGGCAAUGAACCGCUGCAGAGCACCGAGAGGAUAACUUUUCUCCCUGAUGGAACACUUAGAAUUACAAAUGUGACCAAGAUGGACGGGGGAAACUAUGCAUGCUUGGCUAGAAACCAGUUUGGUGCGGCCAGCACUACGGGAAGACUGCUGGUCACAGAUCCCACACAAAUCACCCAGGGUCCAGUGGACAUGGAGAUCAUCGUCGGGGAGAGCAUUGUACUGCCCUGCCAGAUCUCCUGUGACCCUGCUCUGGAUGUUUCAUUCUCCUGGGCCUUCAAUGGGCAGCUCCUCAAUAAACUGGACCAGCAUUAUGAGCAUGUGGGAGGGAGUACAUCUGGAGAUUUGAUGAUACGGAAUAUACAGCUGAAACACGCCGGAAAGUACGUCUGCGUGGUCGACACGGAUGUCGAGAGUUUAUCGGCUGCGGCUAUUUUAAUCGUGAAAGGUCCCCCAGGAGCUCCAGAUGGUGUAACAGUGGAGGAGAUCACGGACAGCACGGCUCAGCUUUCUUGGAGACCCGGCCAGGAUAAUGGCAGCCCCAUCACAAGCUAUAUCAUCCAGGCCAAGACAGCUUUCACAGUGGGCUGGCAAGCGGUGAACACGGUCCCGGAGGUGAUUGAUGGCAACACCUUGACGGCAACGGUGGUGGAUCUGAACGCAUGGGUGGAGUAUGAGUUCAGAGUGCUGGCCAGAAACAGCGUUGGCGUGGGGGAACCGAGUCCCGCAUCUCUUAAAACAAGAACUGAAGAUGCAGUUCCUGACACGGCCCCCACCGAUGUCGGAGGUGGGGGUGGCUCCAAGUCAGAGUUGGUAAUAACAUGGGAGCCUGUGCCUGAAGACCUACAAAACGGAGAUGGUUUCGGCUACAUCAUCGCUUUCCGGCCGCUGGGAGAGGUCAACUGGACACAGGCCGUCACCUCCGUACCGGCUCAGUCCCGUUACGUGUGCCGAAACGAGAGCAUCCUGCCCUUUUCUCCAUUUAGUGUCAAAGUGGGCGCCUACAACACCAAAGGCCAGGGACCGUUCAGCCCCGUUACCAUUGUGUUCUCAGCCGAGAACGAGCCCAGUGGCGUUCCAGACGGCGUGUGGGCCAGAAGCAUUUCUGCCACUGAAAUUGAAGUGAACUGGCACAUUCUCAGCACUUCCCCAGAAAGAGUGUUGGGCUAUGAGGUGGUGUACUGGGAGGAUGAUACAAAACCAGAGACCAUGGGCAAAGUCAGAGUGUCUGCCAAUCAGAACAAGGUUAACAUCAGUAGUCUGAGAGGAUACACUCAGUAUUUCCUGACAGUGAGCGCUUUCAACACGGCGGGCACUGGCCCUCUUUCUCCUACUAUCAAUGUGACCACCAAGAAGUCCCCACCCGGGCAGCCACCUUUGAACGUGGAGUGGAACCUGAUUGGCUCGAAGCUCACUGUUCAUUGGGAGCCUGUCAUUUCUCUGGAGAUGGAGUCAGAUGUUACUGGGUAUCAGGUGACUUACAGAAGAAACCGGCAUAAAGAAAUGAACUCAAUAACAACAAAUCUGACCUCAGUGGAGCUCACCCUACCUGCAGAUGACGAUUACAUCAUUCAGAUACGAGCGCUGAGCGACGGCGGGGAAGGCAUGCCAACCGAACCCAUCAACAUACAUAAACUUAGUAUGAGCGUACGAGGGUCCAGAGCCUGGCGGCCCAACACCAUCCCAGCCUCCUUGCUUUCUAUCAUCGCAUUAUCGACACUGCAACCGGCUUUGUGUUAACAGUCUGAAGGAUCGAACGUCCUCUGACCGGUGUGAUUGCCCGUGCUCUUCCUCGCAGUGGAAUCGCUGGAGAGGUGCACCAAAACACUUCUGAGGCAAGAUUAUUGAUCCAUCUCUCCGUAGUUAUCUGAGGCAAUGCCCAGCGAACCGUUUGAGGAGCGUAACGGGAAAACGUCAGCACCACGGUGGUCGGAUUUCGUGUGCAUGUUAUGUACUGUGUAUCAUUGUCUCUUUGCAAGUGAUCCGAGACCCUAACAAGGUUUCAGAUGAAGGUUUUUGCAGCAAACCGGUGUAUGAGGUGGGAUGAGUCAUAUUACUGCACUAAGAUUCCAUCUUCUCAUUGAUCCCUAAGAACAAAUGCCUUACUUCCAUGUACAUGCCAAAGUAGUUAACGUUCUUUUGCUUUGUACUAAGCUUCUGUUGGGUAAAAUUGUGAUUGUUUUGUAAUUAUCACAUCAUUAAUUUAAGGAUUGGUUGACCCAAAAAUCAUUUACUUACUCUCAUGUUGUUGCCAUGUGACUUUUGUUUUUCUGUGGGACACAAAAGAAGGAAUUUUGGGUGCUGGGCGCUCAUUCCCACGCAACUAUAACGAAUGGAGAUGGAGGGCCCUAUUUUAAGGAUCUAAGAGCAUGUUC
Messenger RNA from Rhinichthys klamathensis goyatoka, 4208 nucleotides. It is a transcript of the gene cntn3a.2, whose product is annotated as contactin 3a, tandem duplicate 2. The transcript has 23 exons. The record is from RefSeq and is a predicted model, not a curated record. Bases 502 to 3573 code for a protein of 1023 amino acids. Lineage: Eukaryota; Metazoa; Chordata; Actinopteri; Cypriniformes; Leuciscidae. Gene Ontology annotation, molecular function: protein binding.